UUAUUUCAGAAUUUACAUAAAUUUUAUUACUGGUUUAUAUUAGAUGAAAAUUAGUGAAUGAAAACCAUACUAACUAAAACGGAGUAUAGCUGAAAUUGCCAUGCCUCUAUACCCGAAGUAUGCAACAGCUCUUACGCGAAUUGCGCUCCAACGCGAAGCUGCCCGUGCCUACAGCCAGCAACGAGAAUCCGAUGCCAUUUUCUUUGCCACUGAAGCCCUCUGCGCUGGAAUCCACCGACGGUUCGACGACGAUAGUAGAAAGCUGACCCAAAACGAUAACAUAUUGUCCAAGUUAGUUAACGAUCUCAAUGUAAAUGAAAAUGAUCCAACGGAUAUUGAUCCAGCUGCGGGAUUCGUAAACCUCCACCAGCAUUGUCAGCAGCUUCCGGAAGAGUGGACCGUGUUCCAGAUCAGCAAAUGUUAUACACCCCGAUGGAAUUUGCUCACCCAUCAGCAAAUGCUAGAAGAGAAUACACAUGUGGAGAUUAUUCUGCUGAAAUAUCCCAAUUCGGAAACUCUGAACGGAAAACCAUUGUUGAUACGAUUGGAUCCGCCGGACAGUUCAGAUUUCUUUUCGGUGCUGUCGUCGAUUCCGGCGGAGGUGAAAUCUUUCCUUGAAGAAGAGGUUAACUCCGGUUCCCGACGACAAGAAGAAAUUGAAAAUCAUAUCGGCGGCAUAAUCGAUCGUCUGACCGCCUGGCUGGGGCCAUGGAUUGUACUUUUUAGUGGAAAAUUCACCUCCCCUCGAGAUCAAAGAUUUGAAGCGGAAAUCUUCAACCGGGUGGAGGACUUCUGCAUCACGAACAAGUAUAGCAAACGGGAUCAGGUGCUGAUUUCCCUAGUCGCCAGACGUAUGGAUCUGCUUGAUUUGAAAACGAUCUAUCGUUUCUGCUGCGAAAUGGUUAAAGACGAGGAUGGGCUCAAGGAUUUGUAUCACCUUCUCACAGAGCUGAAGGAUGACAAGUUUGAUCUACUGCAGAGUUUCAGCUGUUUUCCUUGUUUGAUGGUGGUGGAUGAACUUGUCGAUAGUUAUCCCUGGGAAAUGAUGAAUACCAGCCAGGAGUUUGGUCGAUUUGGGUCCGUUCGGUUGUUGAUGCAGCUGUUCGAGGCUCAUGAGGCUGGAAUCAAAAAUGGCUAUUUGAGGGUGCCGGUGAAGACCUAUCACAGUAUUAUCAAUCCGGAUAACAACCUAGCUAAGAUGAGCGUUCGUUUGCAGGCAUUCUACAAAGAAUGGUAUCAAGAUUUUAAACUCACUAUUGAUAGUCCACCGAGUGAUAUUGAAUUUAGCAGUAUACUGCGAGAGGUCGACGUCAUGAUUUACAAUGGUCAUGGUACCGGGCUUCAGUUUAUAGAUGGGGAAACUAUUCUACAGCAGGACAUUAGAAGCCUAAUCUUCCUAUUCGGGUGCGACUCGGUUCGAUUGUUUCCCAGUGGCAUCUUUCGCGAAAUGGCCGGUAGUCACCUGUACUACAACAUUGCCCGAUGUCCUGCGGUGGUCGGAGCGCUGUGGGCAUUGACCGAUUACUUCACCGAUUACUACUCGAUUCUAUUGGUUGGUCAGUGGAUUCCGACUCGCAAUCCCAAAUAUCGCGAACAUUCCGUUUUUGAUUUGGAUUCGUCUGCAUUCAAGUAUGGGACGUUGCAACUAACGAAAAAAUCACAAUCCAAACCUGGUUGCGACAACUUGUUGGCGCUGAUGGCACAGUUUCGACGGCGCAGCUGGCUCCCAAAGCGUAUCCGAUGUGCAAUGGUCUGCCGUGGUUUACCGGUGUUGAAUUCUACGUUCUAAAAAGGUACGUGAUAAACUGCU
Ochlerotatus camptorhynchus is the source of this 1810-nucleotide messenger RNA. It is a transcript of the gene Sse, whose product is annotated as separase. The record is from RefSeq and is a predicted model, not a curated record. The coding region runs from base 101 to 1789 and encodes 562 amino acids. NCBI's taxonomy places the organism in Eukaryota, Metazoa, Arthropoda, Insecta, Diptera, Culicidae. Gene Ontology annotation, cellular component: cytoplasm; centrosome; mitotic spindle. Gene Ontology annotation, molecular function: cysteine-type endopeptidase activity. Gene Ontology annotation, biological process: meiotic chromosome separation; proteolysis. The transcript is spliced from 5 exons.